This is a messenger RNA of Linum trigynum, 681 nucleotides long. Lineage: Eukaryota; Viridiplantae; Streptophyta; Magnoliopsida; Malpighiales; Linaceae. The record is from the annotation of a GenBank genome assembly.
AUGGGGAUGGAUAAAUCACUAGUGGUGGAUGUAGAUGGAUUCUCGGGUGGUAUAUGGCUUUUGUGGGAGGAUUUGGUGGUUCAAAUUACUGAAAAGGACCGUACACCAAAUGCUCCAUGUCCAAGUCCAGCUGGGGAUAGUCCAUUUUUGUUUACGAUAGUGUAUGGCCAUCCGGCCUUGAUCCAACGACGCGGGUUAUGGGAAUCCCUUCGCUCGACGGCGGAGGAGGUUGACAUGGCAUGGCUACUAGCGGGAGACUUUAAGUCGAUGUUGAGCUCUUCCGAGAAGUUUGGGGGAGUGCCCUUUGAUGCUAGCAGAGUAAGAGAGUUUCAAGAUUGCUUGUUAGAUACAGGCUUAGUUGACUUGGAGUUCGUUGGGUUACCCUUUACUUGGUUUCAUGGGGGAACCAAGGAGCGCCUUGACCGUGGAUUAGCAGACCUAGACUGGACUACCCAGUUUCCGGAUACAACAGUAAGACAUCUUCUGCGAGUCAGGUCGGACCACAGGCCUCUGCUGAUUCGUACUUGCCCGGAGUUACCUUCGCCAGGUCCCAGACCGUUCAAAUUCCUGGCUUCUUGGCUGACUCACCAAGAAUUCCCCGAGGUGCUGAAGAAAUCUUGGGCAAAGGGGUCUGAUUUAAUAAGCAGCGCCCGAGCCUUUUCAAGGGAUGCGGCCCAUUGA